Vidua chalybeata is the source of this 2046-nucleotide messenger RNA. Its product is annotated as pantetheinase-like. The record is from RefSeq and is a predicted model, not a curated record. The transcript has 7 exons. Gene Ontology annotation, molecular function: hydrolase activity, acting on carbon-nitrogen (but not peptide) bonds, in linear amides. The coding region runs from base 190 to 1683 and encodes 497 amino acids. Lineage: Eukaryota; Metazoa; Chordata; Aves; Passeriformes; Viduidae.
GUUGUGACAUCCUUACUGUGUACUGCAAUACUUUCUUAUAUCUCACACUUGGUUCCAAGGUAAUGCUUUAACAGACCUGCAGUUCAUUCCUCCCUCUUUCAAAGUAAACUUUGUCCCCCUUCUCUUUUCUCUGCAUUUUCCUUUUGCACUGUUUGUUCAGAGCGCUCUAGGAGCUGGGAGGCUGCAGCCAUGCUCUCUUCCCAGGCUAUCCUGCUCGCUGUGGUGUUUGAACUCGCAGCCCUUCAGGCCCUUGCUUCCGACACCUUCGUGGCAGCCGUCUACGAGCACGCCGUCAUCCUGCCACAUCCCACCGAGGAGCCCGUUUCUCCCAGCGAUGCUUUGGCCCUGAUGAACAAAAACAUGGAUGUCUUGGAAGGGGCCAUCAAGGAAGCCGCCCAGCAGGGUGCCCACAUCAUUGUGACUCCUGAAGACGGCAUCUAUGGCUGGCGAUUCACAAGAGAAUCCAUCUACCCCUACCUGGAGGAUAUCCCUGAUCCGGUGGUGAAUUGGAUUCCCUGCACUGACCCCUCAAGAUUUGGUCCAGCACCAGUGCAGGAACGACUCAGCUGCAUGGCCAGAAAUAACUCCAUCUAUGUAGUUGCAAAUAUUGGGGACAAGAAGCCGUGUGACUCCAGCGAUCCCAACUGCCCCAGGGAUGGUCGCUACCAGUACAAUACGGAUGUCGUGUUUGAUGCACAGGGGAAACUGGUGGCUCGGUACCAUAAGUACAAUCUGUUUAGAGGUGAAACUCAGUUUAAUUAUCCAAAAGAGCCAGAAGCUGUCACCUUUGAGACUCCUUUUGGAAAGUUUGGCAUUUUCACUUGCUUUGACAUCCUUUUCUAUGAGCCUGCCAUGGUCCUGGUGAGCAAGAUGCAGGUGGACACCGUGCUCUUCCCAACAGCUUGGAUGAAUGUCCUGCCCUUUCUGACUGCAAUUGAGUUUCACUCUGCUUGGGCUAUGGGCAUGCGUGUUAAUUUACUUUCAGCAAAUACUCACAACACCAGCAUGGCAAUGACAGGCAGUGGGCUGUUCACGCCAGAAGGACCUGCCGCCUACCACUACGACAGUGCCACUGAGGAGGGACAUCUUCUGCUAGCAGAGUUGAGCGCACACCCCCGUCUUUCCCCCACCUACCCUCCUGCCAUCAACUGGAGUUUGUAUGCCACGAGCAUCAAGAAAUUUCCUGGUGAAAAUGACACUUUCUCGGGACCUGUCCGAAAGGAUAUAUUCACUUUCAGAGAACUCAGGCACAAGGAUGGAAAUUACACUGUUUGCCAAGGAGACCUUUGCUGUCAUCUGGUCUACCAGAUGUCAGACAAGAGGAAAGAUGAAGUUUAUGUCCUGGGUGCAUUUGAUGGGCUUCACGGUUCUCUCAUAAAAUACCAUUGGCAGAUCUGCAGCCUGCUCAAGUGCCCCAGCACAAACCUGAGCACGUGUGGGCAACCCGUGGAGACGGCUCAGACCAAGUUUGAGAUGUUCUCCCUCAGUGGCACGUUUGGCACCAGCUAUGUCUUCCCAGAAGUGUUGUACAGCGGGGUGCAGCUGGCCCCUGGGGAGUUUGAGGUGCUACGUGACGGGCGUUUGAAAAGCAAGAAUGGCACUUUGAAACCACUCAUAACAGCGACACUUUUUGGAAGGCUUUAUGAGAAGGACCACCCACAUCCCCUGCGAAUUUCUCUGUAAAGUAUCUCCUUAGGAGUUACACACUCACCAGAGACAGUAGGGGAAUUUCCUCCUGAGCCAUAGCAGUUAGCUUGUAUGAUUCCUAUUCUGCAAUAUUGCACUUCUGCUCAGCACCUGUGGCAGUUGGGCUUAUUUGUGAGAAAGUGAUGUGUUCACCCUGCUGUGCAUGACUUUUUAACAGUGCUUGUGCCAGUGCAAUUAUUUUUAGUAUGCAUGAUCUGUCUGCAUGAACCUUUUAAUCAGAAAUUUUGUUUUCUCCAAGAUUUCCUAUAGAUUGAUAGGAUUACAGCAGAAAGAAGACUGACACCAAAAUUUAUGAAAUGUGGUUUGUCAUUUUAUUGAGAAUAAAUUCUCUCCAAGAAA